AUGCCGGGCGAGUUCGGAAAGGGAAGGGGAGGCUUCAGACCGGGAAUGGCUCCCGCCCCCAGGGCUGCAAAGCCGAAUUCUUUCGCAAACACCAAGGGCGACCACAUGCCCACUGCCAAGUCUAUCUUCCAAACUUGGGGAAGACAAGCUCGCCAGGCUGAGCAUGAUGAAUUUCUGGGCCCCGCGCCGGCCGACAAGCACCUCAUCCAGGCAAAGUUGGAUGAACCGGGAGCCCUCGACGAUAUUCGCCGGGAGUAUGGGGUCUACAUUACCCGUGUGAAGCCCAACGUGCUUGACCUUCGUUGCGAAUCCAUCGGUCGCCUCCAACAGGCACUUCGGGCUAUCAACUGGGCCCUUCGCGAUAUGCGCCUCUCCAAUGAACAUGCUCCUGUUCGCUUCUUGGUCCAACGACCAACUAACGCCAUCAUCAGUGACAUGAUAACAGUCGAGCUUGGGAAACGACCUGCCUUUCUCUCCCCUAGCCCUUCCUUGGUCAGCAACGUGUCGUCCAUGAAUGAUCAUCUACCCCAGCUUGCCUCUGAUAUCGCAAUCUCAGCCGAGGGCCUGAUGGGGAUCAGCAAGAAUAUGACAUUUCGUAUCAACUUUGGCCAUCUAAUCAUCGGAAAGAAGAAGAAAGGAUCUGAAGGCGAAGUUAGCAUUGGCAAUUUUACCAAGCUCAUGGACAUGUACUCUGUUCGUGGUGGUGCCAGUUUCGAGCCCAGACUGCCAAACGCUGAGAAGGCGGAGAAGGUUCUCCAGUUCCUCGUCAAACCAGAGCAGCGUGUUUGCAGAGCCCUUAAGGAUGUUGAGCGAACAUGCGAGUUCACUGUUGUCACUGAGGACCAGGAAAUCAAGGCAAACGCAAACUGCAUCGCCGGGCAGAACAUGAAGCUUUCCAUGGUCCGAGCAACUAGACCCGAGCCCUGGGGGCGUCUGAACUGGACGGUAGUUGCUCCUGACAUGCAAUACGACUGGAACUUCAGAGUCGAUGCCUGGGACAAGGUGGAUGUUGCAGCUGGUUUCAAGGACCUUGCCCAGAAAGUUUUCCUGACCGCAAAUGUCAACAAAGAAACUCUUCUUGCAGUCCCAACUGUCAAUACGGCCAAACUUGCGGCCCUUGAAGAUGAGAUCAAACAGAUCCGGGUCAAAUCUUCGGCGAGAUUUCCAUACAGGGACAGUUCGUAUGUGCUUGAGAUCAGCGUCACCAAGACUGUGAAUGGGUUUCGCGCAGCAGGAGGGCCCGAGGUUACAUGGAGUGUUGAAUUGUACGCGCCUCAUUGGGAGGAGAGUGUCAACCACAUGAGCGGAGGACGAAAGGUUUGGGGUGAAGGAUUGGAGAACAUUUGGACGGAUGAGGGCCAUGAUCUCAAGUCGAGGCUCAGAGGUUUCUGCCGGGUCAUCCUGGAGGUCCAGGCUCUUUUGAGCAGAGCAGAUGCCAGUGCCGCUUCGCAGUAG
Fusarium vanettenii 77-13-4 is the source of this 1455-nucleotide messenger RNA. RefSeq lists its product as uncharacterized. The record is from RefSeq and is a predicted model, not a curated record. The coding region runs from base 1 to 1455 and encodes 484 amino acids. Lineage: Eukaryota; Fungi; Ascomycota; Sordariomycetes; Hypocreales; Nectriaceae. The transcript has 4 exons.